AUGUCUGGCGUACCACCUCAGUUCUUCAGAAUUGCCCAUCUGGCUGCUGGCUCGCUUGCCACCGUGUCUGCGCUGUCGCAGACAUCUUACAUCCUCAAGAAUUUCCCCGCGUUUCUGAUGGCGCUAUACUCUUUGGUGCUGGCAAUUCCCAUGAUCUACCUAGAAUUUAGGGUGCCCCCAAACCUGUACCGCUACGCUUCCUUUUAUUUCAGCUUCUUUGGCCGUGGUCUUUGCCUGAUACUGCUGUCUCUGCUGCUGAGCUACGGAGGCGUUUUCAAAAUCCUGGUCUCGAUUCUUUUGUUCCUAAGUGGGCUUGUGUACGUGAUUCUCGAGUUCGUGCCCAGCAUUCAGGAACCUGAGAAUUUCAGGCCUGAGGGCAGCUCCAUCGCGGUAGGGGAGGACGGCGACGACAUUAUUUAG
Molecule: messenger RNA, 420 nt
Organism: Lachancea thermotolerans CBS 6340
Lineage: Eukaryota; Fungi; Ascomycota; Saccharomycetes; Saccharomycetales; Saccharomycetaceae
Gene: TVP15
Product: Tvp15p
Exons: 1
Coding region: 1-420 (139 amino acids)
Biological process (GO): vesicle-mediated transport
Cellular component (GO): Golgi membrane
Source: RefSeq, a predicted model, not a curated record